Messenger RNA from Chanos chanos (milkfish), 1692 nucleotides. It is a transcript of the gene arsj, whose product is annotated as arylsulfatase family, member J. The record is from RefSeq and is a predicted model, not a curated record. NCBI's taxonomy places the organism in Eukaryota, Metazoa, Chordata, Actinopteri, Gonorynchiformes, Chanidae. The coding region runs from base 1 to 1692 and encodes 563 amino acids. The transcript has 2 exons. Gene Ontology annotation, molecular function: sulfuric ester hydrolase activity.
AUGUUCGUUUUGGAAGUUUUAACGGGAUUGUGCCUCUGCACCCUGGGCACUUGUUCCUAUGAAGCCUGGAGACAAUUCAGUACCAAUUCGCAAAACCAUGCGAACGAAAUUAACAAGGCAACCUCUCAGCCGCACAUCAUAUUUAUAAUGGUAGAUGACCAGGGAUUCCGAGACGUCGGUUAUCACGGGUCCGAGAUUAAAACUCCAACUUUGGACAGGCUAGCAGCUGCAGGAGUAAAAUUGGAAAACUACUACGUGCAGCCUCUCUGCAGUCCAUCUAGGAGUCAGCUUAUGACCGGCAGGUACCAGAUCCACACUGGCCUUCAGCAUUCUAUCAUCCGUCCUAGCCAGCCCAACUGCCUCCCCUUGGACAAUGUCACCCUGCCCCAAAAGUUGAAGAAAGCGGGCUACUCGACCCACAUGGUGGGCAAGUGGCACCUGGGCUUCUAUAAACGAAGCUGUAUGCCCACCCAACGUGGCUUCGACACCUUCUUCGGCUUUCUCCUGGGCAGUGGGGACUACUACAGCCACUACAAAUGUGACAGUCCGGGGAUGUGCGGCUAUGACCUGCACGAAGGGGAGGAAGCGGCUUGGGAGCAGGACCGUGGCAUUUACUCCACCAUCAUGUACACCCAGAAAGCUGUGAACAUCCUGGCCUCUCACAAUCCCAAACGGCCCCUCUUUCUCUAUUUAGCUUACCAGGCGGUGCAUUCUCCUCUGCAAGUUCCAGCCCGCUAUCUUGAACGCUACAAGUCCAUCCCAAACCUGCACCGUCGCAAGUACGCAGCUAUGGUGAGCUGUCUGGACGAGGCUGUCCGGAACAUUACACUUGCGCUGAAGCGCUAUGGCUACUAUGACAAUACCGUGUUGGUGUACUCCUCAGACAAUGGUGGCCAACCCAUGGCUGGGGGCAGUAACUGGCCCCUGAGGGGGAGCAAAGGUACCUAUUGGGAGGGAGGUGUGCGGGCAAUAGGGUUUGUUCACAGCCCGCUCUUGCAAAAAAAGGGCACUCGCUGUAAGGGCCUGGUUCACAUUACAGAUUGGUACCCAACACUGGUAACGCUUGCUGAAGGUACAAUAGAUGAAAACCAGAACCUUGACGGUUAUGACGUUUGGGAGGCUAUUAGCGAGGGGAGACCCUCCCCGAGGCAGGAUAUCCUUCACAACAUCGACCCAAUUUACAUUAAGGCCAAGAACGGCUCUUGGAAGGCCGGCUACGGCAUCUGGAACACGGCAGUGCAGGCAGCUCUGCGGAUAGGCGACUGGAAGUUGCUUACCGGCGUGCCAGGUUACAGUGACUGGGUACCGCCGCAGACCUUCUCCACCCAGCCACUGACCAACCGCUGGCACAACGAACGGGUGCGAUGGGACCGUGGAAAGUCCUUGUGGCUCUUCAACAUCACGGCCGACCCAUUCGAAAGAGUGGACCUGUCACGACGCUAUCCGCACGUGGUCAAAAAGAUGCUCUUGCGCCUGGUUCAAUACAACAAGACCGCAGUGCCUGUACGCUACCCUGCCAAAGAUUACCGCUCCAACCCUCAAUAUAAUGGAGGAGUAUGGGGUCCGUGGUACAGCAAAGAGGAGGAGGAGGAAGAAGAGAACGAUCGAGAGAAUAACGUGUUCUCGAAUCAUUUUGGCAAAAAGAGCAAGAAGAAAGUGAAAAAAAAGAGGAAACUCAAAAGGAAGGCGUAA